CACACACCUGACACCGGCAAUAUGCGAGUAUAAGUGUGCCAUUGCAUUCAAACUGCAUUUUGCAAGUAUACAUCAUUUCACGAAAGUGUAAAUUCUUGUUAUCACAAGUGCAGUUCGCAUAUUCGCAACUACUAAAAUGUCGAUCCAAUCUCUCCCAAUGGAGGUGUUGCAGCAGAUUUUCACCUAUUUUUCGUAUCGAGAACUGUUGCCAUUGUCGCUUGUUUGCCACCGCUGGAAUGAGGCAACGGUAAAAUUUAUCGUGUGCAAGGGAAAGUUCAACGUGACUCGAGCUUUACGGGAUUCGGCCGAAUGCGUUGAGGAAGGUCGUCUUAUCAACCCAUCGGUUGUGAUUGGAAAUAUUGUGCGCGAUUACCGAGCGAUUAUGGUGGACAACUGGCAGCAACACGAACCCACCAUAGCAGCAUGUGUCCAAAGGUUUCCGAUAAUCGAUGCACUACAUUUAGAUGAAAUUCCAUGCCGGGAUCUGCAUUGCCUUUACGUUACGUACCAGGACUGGAUUACUCAAUGCAGUUGGAUGCGUAUUUCAUUGAGAAGUUGUUACAGGAGCAAAGCGGCAGAUAAGCCGCUGAACUGCAUUUGGAACAUGCCGAAAUUGAAACGAUUGGUUUGGCAAGAAUGCGACUAUGACCCUUUGAGGACAGUGACCAUCAACGCUCCCAAUUUGGAGUCGAUUUAUUUGAAGGGCAGUGAAGGUUCAUCUCCCGGCGAAAUAAGGCUGCAAUGUGCACUGGUAAAACACAUCGAAUGUGAGGAAUACGGACACGAGUUUCCUGAGAAGUUCAUAACGGAUCUCGGAAGCGUCGAAACAUUUCAGUUGACUCUUGAAAAUAGAAUAGACCUCGGAUUUUUCCGAGGAUUACGCCAGUUGACAGAUUUGGAUUUGACUUUGGACUGCAAGAUGAAAUCCUUGGAUGAACUGAUGAACGUUUGCUCUGGGCUUCCAAUAACGAUAUUGAAUAUUUCAUGUUCUAUCGAAAGGAGCUUCAUCAAUUUGGAAGAGUUUUUCGCUAACUUUACUGAACUAGAAUCGCUGACGCUAAGCCGCGUGGAUUUCUAUGCGGAACGAGACAUUCUUUUAAGACAAUUGAAGAAUCUAGAACUUCGAUGCGUCGAAUAUUGCGAAGAUGUAACAUUAAACGUCCCAAGCCUGACACAUCUGACGCUUGAAUCGGAUAUUCUUGAUAAAAUAAUCUUCACUAAUGCUAGCAGCCUUUCGAAUCUUAGUCUAUAUUUAACUUCGGAAAAAUUGAAAAACUGCCUCGAACAAACCGUUUUUCCAUUUCUAGACAUCCAUAGAAAUGUGGAAAGUCUCACAUUGAUCAACAAACGCUUUAGAAAAAAUGAUGAUUUUAUCGAUAAAUCAACUAACACACAUGUAUUGUCGAAUCUACGAAGCCUUGAAUUGCGCUGGAUUAACGUGACUGUCGAUUUCUUUCGAGUUUUCACCGAGUCGAAACAGUUACAGAAUCUGACCCUGACCGAUUGUAACAUCGAUUGUACAGGCCUGCCGGAUGCAGAACACAUUCGGUUGGACUCGGUUGAGCGCAUGGUUAUUGGGCAACGGUGCUACCUGAAAAACACCAUUCGGACCGAUUUUCCUCUACUGGCAGGGGGGCAUUCCUGAGGAUUAUUUGUGCCUUGCGAGAUUGUUUGUAAUAAUAUGUCUAUCUAUUUGCAUUGGUUUGUUUAGUUUAUUUGAAUAAAAGUUUACGUUGCAUGUCGCAGUAGAAUUAAAAUAUUUGAAUUGAUUACCAAUCCUAAUAUUGUGAAAGCUAGGGAGUUAUUAGUUCUCAGUGCCCCGCGAAUAACAUGUCCCAUAUUGUCUAGUGGCUGUGGAUAUCUGGCUUUCAUCCUGAAGGCCCGGGUUCGAUUCCCGGUAUGGGAACCAGGAGUAUGUUGCGACGACAAUUUGGUGUUUGGUGAAACUGGUAAUGCUAUUAUCUAAUAGGAAUCAAUUGAAUGUACUGGGAUCGUUAGAAGAUGUAGUAAUAAGAUACACGUCGAGUUGGCGAGUUCGUUCCUCUACUGGUGUAAAAUAGGAAACUAUCAUGUAAGUUAAUUUUAGUGAAAAUGCAAUGUAAAGUUAUUUCAAUGAAUUAUGUUUAAUAUAGCAUUGGAGCUACCGUAAAAA
Messenger RNA from Aedes albopictus (Asian tiger mosquito), 2152 nucleotides. RefSeq lists its product as uncharacterized. The record is from RefSeq and is a predicted model, not a curated record. Gene Ontology annotation, molecular function: protein binding. The coding region runs from base 137 to 1645 and encodes 502 amino acids. The transcript has 2 exons. NCBI's taxonomy places the organism in Eukaryota, Metazoa, Arthropoda, Insecta, Diptera, Culicidae.